Eremothecium cymbalariae DBVPG#7215 is the source of this 531-nucleotide messenger RNA. It is a transcript of the gene VPS68, whose product is annotated as Vps68p. The transcript has a single exon. NCBI's taxonomy places the organism in Eukaryota, Fungi, Ascomycota, Saccharomycetes, Saccharomycetales, Saccharomycetaceae. Gene Ontology annotation, cellular component: Vps55/Vps68 complex; fungal-type vacuole membrane. Gene Ontology annotation, biological process: late endosome to vacuole transport via multivesicular body sorting pathway; protein targeting to vacuole. The record is from RefSeq and is a predicted model, not a curated record. Bases 1 to 531 code for a protein of 176 amino acids.
AUGGAACAAGAGCAGGCUAGGUUGUUUCGGUUCCCAUUUUCAUUGCCAAACAGUGUAGUAACUCGUAAGUUGAGUGUGUACACUGCUGGAGCUUUAUACGCGAUUGGGUUUUGGUUAUUUUUGGACUGUGUGCUAUAUUCAAAGAAUGCAAAUGGAUCUGAGGUUCAUGUGACAUUUGUAGAUUGGAUUCCAAUAAUUUGUAACAGUUUGGGCAUGUUGAUUGUUAGUUCAAUUGAUAAGGAUCGGUUGUUAGAAGAUGUAUUGGGUUCUGGGUCAUUUGCUGGGACUAGUCAGAAAGCAUGGCAGGCACAAGCUGUGUUAUUCUUUGGUUUUGCACUGCAAGCUGGGGGGCUGUCAGGUUCUUUUGCUGUGUUAGUGUUGAAGUUCCUUGUGAAUGGUUAUAAUAGGUAUCCAACACUUGGAAUGGGGAUUAAUAAUGUCCUCGGUAAUAUAUGCAUCGUUUUUAGCUGUGUUUUUCUAUGGGUCGCACAUAAUAUAGAGGACGAAUACUCGUAUUCCUUAACUUUAUAG